Messenger RNA from Drosophila willistoni, 6391 nucleotides. It is a transcript of the gene Nna1, whose product is annotated as cytosolic carboxypeptidase Nna1. Lineage: Eukaryota; Metazoa; Arthropoda; Insecta; Diptera; Drosophilidae. Gene Ontology annotation, biological process: proteolysis. The record is from RefSeq and is a predicted model, not a curated record. Gene Ontology annotation, molecular function: zinc ion binding; metallocarboxypeptidase activity. The coding region runs from base 230 to 6154 and encodes 1974 amino acids. The transcript is spliced from 16 exons.
UAAAUCACACAAGUUAAAGGCAAACGGUCAGGUUCUGUGUGUGCGAUAAGUUUCGAAAUCAAUUUCUUUUUUUUUUCUAAUUUUUCUACUGCUCUUUUUCCCUCUCGAAGAAUAUUUAACUGAAAUUCAAAAAAAGUGUAAAAAAAAAAAUAAACAAAAAGAAGAACGCGGUAGCAGCAGCAGCAGCGGCGGCGGCUUAAAUCGAUAUCGACAAGGCACAGUGCCCAGCAUGCAGAGGGCCACAAAGGACAAGGAUAAUUAUAGAGAUAACAAUCGGUCAAGCAAUAGCGGCAGCAGCUACAACAACAACAACCAUAACAAUUCGGAGGCAAUAAAUCAGCAGCAAUAUCAAUAUCAACAUCAGUAUCAUCUGCAGCAUCAGAAAACAGAGGGAUUUCUUGGCAGUUUCCUGUCGAAAGGUUUAAAAACCAAUCAAUUGGUGGUUAAUACGGAUGAGAAAACAUUGCGUCCAAUUGCACGACUGAAGGAACCGCGAGAUCUUUUCGCCCUGCCUAAGGACAAGGACAAUGACUGCUCACAGCAGGCCCCCCGAUGGCCAGUGGAAUGUCAGGUCAUUGAGGAACGCAUUACACACAUUCCCUAUGUGCCAGCCCAGCCAGAGCCGCUCAAUAUGCCCACCGGCAAUGAGCUAAAACCCCGUCCCGUUGGCGAAGAGAACGGCAUCGUUGUCUUUAGCUAUAAUCCCAUUAGUGCUGUCAACUACGAAAAGCCAAAAGCUAAGAAAAAUGAUGAUUCUAGUGAUGAGAGUGAUUACUCAUCCGAUUCUCAUAUCGAUUCGACACCGCCAAGUCGUAGUACACCAGUGCGACAGCAGGCGGUGGGCAAGCAACCACCAACUGUCUCCAAGAUGAUCAAUAAUCUUGACAAUCGCUCGACUAGCGUCUCUCUGGAUGAGGAUAACGACUUUGAGGAUGAUUACGAUUAUGAUACAAGUGGCGGGACAAAUAGUGGCGAGGCACGCGAAAAGGCCAUCAUCAAAGAUCUCAUCGAGGCAAAGAAGAAACGUUAUGCAGCCGGUGGUAGCAAAUGCACAAGUAAAUGUAGCAGCAAGGCCGAAUCCAGCAAGGAUCCAUCCAGUGAAAUAGAUGACAUUUGGAAGAACAAUAGCACGGAAUACAAACCAGCCUCACCUCGCUAUGUGCUGAGUCAAUUUGGCAGGAAGGUAUCCAAGGCGAUUAUCGAAAAGAUGUGCGACAGUGAUGAUAAACCCCCAAAUUCUACUGGCGGCAGCGGUUGUUCAGCAAAUAAGGUACCAAAAAGCAAGUAUGCCGUGGCUCCCAUUAAAUUGCCAAAAUCGAAUAUUGCCCGCUUGGAGCAGGCAUUUCAGCGUAGUGCCAGUACGGCCAGAACAAUGUUUCAAAAUGCCUCAAUUGACAUUAGUGACGAUGAUGAGGACGAUGACAGUACCAGCACGACUCUGGACGACACUGACGAAAUGGACGAACAAUCUGAACGCAAGGACAGAGGAAGAGGAGGAGCAGGAGGAGGUAACAUAGAAGCCCAUCCCUUGCGUCUAACGGGUGGGGCCGAAAAGCGUCAAUGUAAUGGUUCAACUUCUGUAUCCGAAACGGAUACACUUGUGGGUGACGAAAGCCUAAGCAGAUUAUUAGCAACUAAACAAGAUGUCAACGCAUUUCAUUCCAAUGCAUUGCCACCAGGAAUCAUACAUCGGGCACGUCCUCAUACACAUGAGGCCACAAUGGCAGCAGCAGCUGCUGUCGCUAGGGGACGUAAUCGUGAUAUUGAGAGUAUUUAUUAUGCGAUUAGCGCGCCAAGUAGUAGCAAUAGCAAUGCACUAAGCAGCACCACAACUAGCACCACCGCAAGCACCACCAACAGCACUUAUAGCAAUAUUAGCACUAGCACUAAUAAUAAUAAUAACUAUUGGUUGGGCAAAAAUGAGGCAAUGCAUCCGCUUGAAUGUCCAGAUACAACAAUUAACAAUAACAAUAGCAUAAGCGGUAUUAAUCAAGCGACGACGAUGACUACUCCGCCAUCGUCUCAAUCCGUUUCUUCUGCUAUUCCCCCACAAUCACAGUUCAGUCGCUCGGCGGUCGGUGGUGCCAAAUUUGUGACAAAUUGCCAUCCCAUGAAUCCCGAUGAGUAUGAUGGCCUUGAGUUUGAAUCACGCUUUGAGAGCGGUAAUCUGGCCAAGGCUGUACAGAUAACGCCCACCUAUUAUGAGCUAUAUUUGCGUCCAGAUCUCUAUACAAGUCGUUCGAAGCAAUGGUUUUAUUUUCGUGUUCGUCGCACACAUCGCAAAAUGCUUUAUCGUUUCUCGAUUGUUAAUCUGGUGAAAUCGGAUAGCCUCUAUAAUGAUGGUAUGCAACCGGUAAUGUAUUCCACAUUGGGGGCCAAAGAGAAGAACGAAGGAUGGCGUCGAUGUGGUGAUAAUAUAUGCUAUUAUCGCAACGAUGAUGACAGCAGUGGUAGCAACAGUAAUGCAAAUGAAGAGGAUGAGGAUAACUCCAGUUAUACACUAACAUUCACCAUUGAGUUUGAGCAUGAUGAUGAUUCGGUAUAUUUUGCACAUAGCUAUCCAUAUACGUAUAGCGAUCUGCAGGAUUAUCUAAUGGAAAUUCAAAGGCAUCCGGUUAAAUCGAAAUUUUGUAAAUUGCGUCUAUUAUGUCGUACGUUAGCGGGCAACAAUGUCUAUUAUCUAACGGUAACAGCACCAUCCAGUAACGAAGAAAGCAUGAGGCGUAAAAAAUCAAUUGUGGUAUCGGCACGCGUUCAUCCCAGCGAAACGCCCGCCUCGUGGAUGAUGAAGGGUCUAAUGGAUUUUAUAACCGGCGAUACGACGGUCGCCAAGCGCCUGCGUCACAAGUUUAUCUUCAAGCUGGUGCCCAUGUUGAAUCCAGAUGGCGUCAUUGUGGGCAAUACACGCAACUCGCUGACCGGCAAGGACUUGAAUCGUCAAUAUCGUACGGUUAUACGCGAAACAUAUCCAUCCAUUUGGUAUACAAAAGCCAUGAUUAGAAGACUGAUUGAGGAAUGCGGUGUAGCCAUGUACUGUGAUAUGCACGCACAUUCACGUAAGCACAACAUAUUUAUAUAUGGCUGUGAGAAUAAACGCAAUCCGGAAAAGAAGCUCACCGAGCAGGUAUUUCCACUGAUGUUGCACAAGAAUAGCGCCGAUCGGUUCUCAUUCGAGAGUUGUAAAUUCAAAAUUCAACGAAGCAAAGAGGGAACUGGACGCAUUGUGGUAUGGAUGUUGGGUAUUACCAAUAGCUAUACAAUUGAGGCAUCAUUUGGUGGUUCAUCGUUGGGCUCACGCAAGGGUACACAUUUUAAUACACAGGAUUAUGAGCACAUGGGCCGAGCAUUUUGUGAAACACUUUUGGACUAUUGCGAUGAGAAUCCGAAUAAAGUAAAGCGACUAUCAAAAUUAUUUAAGCAAAUCAAAAAGAUAAGAAAACGCGAGAAACGUGAACAGAAAGCAUUGAAAUUACAGAAAAUGGCCGAUCAGAUUUUAAAUUUACUCAAACAACAGGAUAGACUGCGCUCCAAAAUAAUCGAAAGACUGAUGCGCGAAGGCUCUAGUGCGGAUGAGCCAUUAAAUAUACCAUUAUCAGAUUACUCAAGCGAUGAAGGCAAUUGCAGUUCAAGUUCCGAUAAUGAGGGUAAACACUCAAUAACCGCUUCAGACUUGGAGGGUCCUUGUUGUGCGCCCACUCGAGCUCCGCCUAGUUCGCCAGAAGUAAUGCAUGAAAUACGCAAGUUUCGUAUGCGUCGCAUGCGUAAGGUGAUGCACGAAUUGGAUCGCAUCUAUUUCACGCCGCUCUUUCAACGCAAAUUCAAGGCAUUGACCACACUUAAACGACAACGGCAUAAACUUGGCUGCCGAUUACCCACAGUGAAACGUUUGCGUGGCGGUGGAGGAGCCUCGCAAGCUACCGCUGAAACGGCUUCCCAAGCUGGUGGUGGCACCAUCACUAUGGAUGUCAACCCCUCGCCCGUACGCAGCAGGCAAGGUAAAAGACCAGUGCAGAAAAUUAAAUCAAAAUCACAUUCGCGGAGUUCCGAAAGUUCGGAAAGUAGCAAUUCCUCGCAGUCGCAAACCAUAAUGAAUAAUGAUAAUGGCAGCAGGACCAUGCCGCCGCCAUCAUCGUCCAUGGAGGUAAAGCAAUCAAUGAAGAAACGACCCACUACCACUGGCGGUGGUGGUGUUGGCAAUGGUAAACAACGUGGCAAGAAGAAGAAAUAUAUGCCAAUUGAAAAGAAUAAAAUAAUAACGAAUCAUAAACUGCAUAUUGAUCGCAAUUUUCGUCUAUGGCUGGCUAAUCGAAAGAUAUUCAUAUUUAGACGCAAAAAGAAUCGUCGCAUUCGUGUGCGCAGUAAGUCAUCAAAGAAACGAGGGGAUCUAGUGCGGACCACUCUGGAUUUGCCCACAACGGAUCCUGGCUCGGACUUGCAUUUCUCAACGGACGAUGAGGAGCACUCACCGCCAUCGGGCAAUGCCAACUAUGGUCAAGUGGCGCCAUUGCGUCACACACUAUUGCAAAGUGAGCUGCAACGUCGCUAUAUUGAAGAGAUUGGCGAUACGGUGGUGCAGAAACCCAAACCGGCCCAUAUGCCACCCGAAUUGAUUGUGACAACGCCAUCGAAGAGCAACAGCAACGGCACGUCAGGCAAGAAAAUCGAUGUGUACAAGCUAACGCCACGCACAGCACCCGAAUUGGAGAAGGCCCAUCAUCAUAGCGGUGGAGUUGGUGUUAGUGGUGCACAAACGCUAACAGCCAGACGCACAUACUCGUGGCACAAUUUAGAUCAGGAAGUUGUUAGAUCGGCAAAACAAAACAAUUUCUAUGAAACUCGGGUACCGCCUACGGCUAGCGUUAAGGCGCCAAAGGUAGCGCCACCACCACCACGUAGAACUGUGCCGAGCAAUUUUAUACCACAACGCCAUAUGAAUUCCGCCAAUCAAGCCGAUGAUUUGCAAUUAAAGUUAUCGUUAAAGAAGAAAAUCUGGACGGGAGCUCAAGGUGAGCCAGAUGGUCGUCCCUUGGCCUGGUUUAGGAGUCAUCAGAGUCAAGUACAGAGUCAGGUACAAGCUCAUGCAGCUUCAGCAGUAGCUCAAACUACUAGUAACCGCAGCGCAGGUGGUGGCGCAUCGGCCGCUCCGCCGUUACGUACUGUGUCAGGUGGUGCUGCAGGUGGCGGCGGCGGCGGAGGUGUUAUGACAAAUGGCCCACCGCCUGCCUUUAUUGGAGCUCCGGCAACAACAGCGACGGCGGCGCGUAAGCCUCGCAAAUUGGAACAAAUGGAUCUAUUUAAUGCUUGUUCCCAGAAAUUGCUGCAGUGGCAACAGCAGGAGGACCAACAACAGCAGCUGCCGCAUCACCAGCACAAGAAACUUCAGCAGACGCAACAGCAGCAACAACAACGUCUCAAUGGAGGAACUAAUGUAAAAUUGGAUGAACAAUUACGAUACAAGCCUCUACCUACGGCAGCGGGAGGACAUAAGAAGUCAUCGUCAGUGUCAGCCAAUAAGCAAAUGCCACUAACUUCAGGUCCACCGCCUCCACAACCAGCACAACCAUCGCAUCAUCACCACCAGCAUCAUCAUCAUCACUUGGAUAAGGGCAAACGCAAGUCGAAUAGCCUAAUUAAAAUUGCCGAGACCACGCAGUUAGUGACUAGAUUUGCUCGUGGCAAUAGAGGCAGUGCCCCGGGUGGCAGCUCCAAUCAACAGCAACAACAGCAACAGCAACGGCUUCUAUACAAGACACCAACUGGAACAGUUGGAGGGAUGACUGCUGGAGGCGGCGGGCGCAUGCAUUCAGCCGGCGCUGGCAUGCAGCCAGCAAUUGGGAGAGGCGGCGGUGGCGGUGGUGGUCUACCAAAUAAAUUUAAGACCGGCGGCUUGGUCAUAACAGCUGUCCAGCAGCCGCGAAAUUUACCCGGUGGCAGUAGACGUAUGCGUAAUGCAGCCGCAGGCAUCGGAGGAGGAGGCGCCGGCGGCGGAAUUGGAACAACUACCACUACAACAACUCUUUUGCAAUAUCAGAGAAGCAGUCACAGUGUCCAAAUGCAUAAAUCCUCGACGGGCAUAUCCUUGGACACCGUAAAUCUGGUGCGCAAGGUCAAGACCAAACUAAAGAAACGCAAAUCUCGCACAUUGACCAAAUAGAGGAGGUGACCAGUGCUCGCACAACUCCCUGCCAUUGUGUCCUUCUCCUUCCUGCUUCCCAUCCCUUGCCCUUGAUCCUUAUUCCCCUUGUACUCGUCAUGUAUGUCUACCAAGUAUUUCAUUUGUAUAAUUGCUUGGUUUUUCUUUCUUUCGAUUCCUUCACCUUUAGCAAAAUUUUAGUCAAUUGAUUUGCAAAAUUAAUGAAAUUAUAUAAUUUAUUAAAUGUUUGUAACUAGA